UAUGUUCUAAGACUUUCAAGAUGAGUUUGCAUAUGUAACGAAUAGUGUAGUUACUCUAUUUAUCCUUAUUAAUUCUGGGUUCGGUAGUAUUUUUUUUUUUGGAAAUGAAGCAUACUAAGAGUGUAGAUAGAAGGGAAAAGUGAUAGUAUAGUAAGUUGGACCAUUGCAAUUUUUAAUAGAAAUAAUUUGUUGUUUGAUAAAUUUGAUAUAUGUGAGUUACUUACAUUAUGUAACAGUGAAAUAUAAUAAUAAAGAGUAGCCAAUUCGAAUGCAAAUAGUUUAGAAGAUAAUGAACAUAAUAGUGCCAAUAAUUUGAUAUU
Messenger RNA from Paramecium sonneborni, 320 nucleotides. The record is from the annotation of a GenBank genome assembly. NCBI's taxonomy places the organism in Eukaryota, Ciliophora, Oligohymenophorea, Peniculida, Parameciidae.